Onychomys torridus (southern grasshopper mouse) is the source of this 4019-nucleotide messenger RNA. It is a transcript of the gene Pex3, whose product is annotated as peroxisomal biogenesis factor 3. Gene Ontology annotation, cellular component: peroxisomal membrane. Gene Ontology annotation, molecular function: protein-macromolecule adaptor activity. Gene Ontology annotation, biological process: protein import into peroxisome membrane. The coding region runs from base 263 to 1393 and encodes 376 amino acids. The transcript has 11 exons. Lineage: Eukaryota; Metazoa; Chordata; Mammalia; Rodentia; Cricetidae. The record is from RefSeq and is a predicted model, not a curated record.
CGGACGUACCCAGGCGUCCCGGACCAGUAAGCGGCGACCGGAGGAUCAAAAGCACUGCUGCUCCGUGGAGUCCACGCCCCCUUCCUCCGCUCCGCCGACAGCCUCUGCGCAGAGAAGCGUCUGUGGUUUCUGGAGAGCAGCACCUAGCACCACUACUGGGCUUCUGCUUCUGCCGGAGGUCCGGCCCAGGUUGGCGAAGACACGGUUUCCUGGUGAGUCAGCCUCCUCUCCCCUAGGCAACCCACACCCGGAGGGUCCGAAGAUGCUGAGAUCAAUGUGGAAUUUUCUGAAACGUCACAAAAAGAAAUGCAUCUUCCUGGGCACAGUUCUUGGAGGAGUAUAUAUCCUUGGAAAAUAUGGGCAGAAAAAAAUUAGAGAAAUACAAGAAAGAGAAGCUGCAGAAUACAUUGCCCAAGCUCGGCGACAGUACCAUUUUGAAAGUAACCAGAGGACUUGCAACAUGACAGUACUGUCCAUGCUGCCAACGCUAAGAGAGGCCUUAAUGCAGCAACUCAAUUCCGAGAGUCUGACAGCUUUGUUGAAAAACAGACCUUCAAACAAGCUGGAAAUAUGGGAGGACCUAAAGAUAAUAAGUUUCACAAGAAGCAUUGUAGCUGUGUAUAGCACGUGUAUGCUGGUGGUUCUUUUGCGAGUCCAGCUAAACAUAAUUGGUGGAUAUAUUUACCUGGAUAAUGCAACCGUUGGCAAAAAUGGCACUACAGUCCUUGCUCCCCCAGAUGUACAGCAACAGUAUUUGUCAAGUAUUCAGCACCUCCUUGGAGAUGGCCUAACAGAGUUGGUCACUGUCAUUAAACAAGCUGUACAGAAGAUUUUAGGAAGUGUUUCUCUUAAGCAGUCAUUGUCCCUUUUGGAUUUGGAGGAAAAACUGAAAGAAAUCAGAAUUCUUGUGGAGCAGCCUAGGUCUCCUUCUUGGAUUGAUAAAGAUGGAUCCAAGUCUUCCCUGUGCCAAUACAUGAUGCCAGAUGAAGAAACACCGUUAGCAGCUCAGGCCUGUGGGCUUUCUCCAAGAGAUAUUACCACUAUUAAACUUCUCAAUGAGACAAGAGACAUGUUGGAAAGUCCAGAUUUUAGUACAGUUUUGAAUACCUGUUUAAACAGAGGCUUCAGUCGGCUUCUAGACAACAUGGCAGAAUUCUUUCGGCCCACUGAACAGGACCUGCAAUAUGGUAACUCCAUAAAUAGUCUGUCCAGUGUCAGCCUGCCUUUAGCUAAGAUAAUUCCCAUAGUAAACGGACAGAUCCACUCAGUUUGCAGUGAAACGCCUAGUCAUUUCGUGCAGGUACGCAGGAAGCUGGGAAUAUUGAAAACAAGCUCUGUUCAUGCUGUGCUGUUUCCAACACAAAAGUACAUUCCUGCUGGGAUAAUUUGCUGAAAACAGAAGCUUGCAACCAUAUUCAGAGAGGUAGCGUGCUGCAAAGAGGAGCAGAGCUUGACGACAGCAAAUCCACAGCAAUACCUUCCCCACACCUCUGACCCGUUAGACUGCGCUGUGGUGCAAAUGGCCUGAUCUAUGUAACAUUAUGCUCUGCAUUAACAAUGCAGUUCUUCAGUUGGAAAGAAACUGAAAAAAUGUGGCAGAAUAAGAUGUUCUCAUCUAACAAAACAGCUGUUAAUUAUUGAAUAAUAGUCUGUUCACUAAAACAUAAUCGCAAGGUAUAUGAAGUUUCUGCCAGACUACUUACAGCUCCAUUCCUCUCUUCAGAAUUUAUUUGGGAAAGCAUUUUAUUGAAAGGAUGGCUUUGAACCCAUGUACUGUUUUCAGUCAUUGACAACCUUGGGGACUGUGCUGUAAGUUUCGAGUGUUUUACAAAGUGCUGCAGUAAAGCUCCAUGCAGAGUCUGAGGCCUGCAUGCACAUGUGAUGUCUGUUAGUGUCAUGGUCGGAAACAGUUUCUAUGUAGACUUUGCCCUCUUGGCACAGUGCAGAGUGCCCCUGCUUAAGGACUGAGCUUCUUCCUGGCCUGUCCAGUCAUUAGCCCAUUCUUUACAUCCAGGUGGCCCUGCCCUGUUCUCUCUAGUCAUGCCUCCCACCCCUAAGAGCUGGCCAUUCACACUGCAGAAGAAACAGUAAAGGAGGCUGAUGGCAUGUCCCUGAACCAUAAGGCUCACAGUUUUUCUGCUUCUGCCAACAUCUCUAGAAUGACCUAUAGACAUCCAUUCUGACAAAUUCUUGAGAAAUAAAACAGAGUAUAAUAUAUAAUACAGCAACCACAUACUUUACAUUUUAAUCAGUUAUACAUUUAAGCCUGAUAAUCAAAAUAAAAAAGUAAGUUUUGUUGUUUGCAUUUGUAGUCAUGAUUCUGAAUAAGGGUCCACAAGUGCCACCAAACUGCAUAUGGAUCCAUGAUAGUGAAGGUUGUAGCCCCUUUGAGCCUGAGGGAUGCAGGCUAUGAGCCUGACCCAUGUUCUCUCAUGACAUGCUCAGCCUCAGCUCUUCAGUCCAGCUGCUCAAAGGGAGGCGCUUUCAAUCAGUGCUGCUUCAGGAUUUAGAGACGAGACGUCAGGAGGCCAAGAAGUUGAGGGGGAAGUUUAUUUGAUUCCUAGGGAACUGGAAAACUCAACCCACAUAGCAUCAAUUGCAAGAUAAAAAGUCCCUGAGUUUAGGGCACAUAGUCUUUGUGUGCAUGUUCUUGUUGACCCCAGGUAGAGUAAAUCUGUGCUUUUGAAUUAAGGAGUACACUGCAGGAAAAGGAAAGAAAACAGGACCAUCAUUCAUAUGAAGGCCAAGUCAGGUAAUCACUCCCGCAUGCAAAUGGUUCCAGAGCAGUUAGAACAGAUGUUUUGUUUUUUUGUUUUUGCAUAGAAUACCAAGCCAAUCGGGUAUAGAAGCAGAUUGAAUGCAUAAAAUCAUGAAUGGUAGCAGGCAGUUCCAUGUUGACACUAAAAGCAUGAAUUAGUAACCAUCGGCUUUGUUUAGUGAAGGUGUGUUGGGUUUUGCAGGGUAGAUUCCAUUUAAUGGUAGAUGUAGUUUUUUGUUUAUUUUUGUGAGUAGUUUAGGAUGCAUUCAAAUGUGUAAGUCUCCUCUGUUAGUCUCCAGAGUCCCUGGAAUUUCAGGAUGUGUCACUGUGCCCUGCUUAUGUGUUGGUUUUUAGUUAUGGAAAAGCUCAAAGCUUGAGACAUAUGUACUUUUCAUUUACACAUUAAAAUAAUAUAAGCAUCAGCAAGGUGUAGUGAUGCACAUCUAUAAUCUUAGAACUCAGGCUGAGGCGGGAGUGCCAAUUCAAGGCCAGUCUGGACUGUGCAGCAAGACUCUGUUUCAAAAGCCAAGCAAGAAUAUCCUAGUACUUGAGUACUGAGUAUUUUACACCUGUAAGAGGUCCAUAGAUGUUCCAAACAAGCACAGACAGGAAAAGAUGCUACCAUUUUACUUCCUAUCAUUUUAAAGGAAAACACUUACCUAGUUUUCAAAAUACACUUAAAAUUAAGUUUAGGAGAGAGCAGUGUUUCCUCUUUCUAAAUUAAAUGGCAAGAUGUAAUGGAAAUUCUAAUAACAUUCACAAGUGCAAUAGGAAAUUUUAAAAGAGUCUGGUUUAUAUUGAAUACAAAUUCCCUUUUUUCAUUUAAUACUGAUGUAGUUUGAGGCCUGUGGUCCUCUUUAAAAGAAACACGACAUUUCAGUUGAUUAAAAUAAAAGGUAACUUCCUCCCACAGCUUUACAGUCACCAUCAGGAAGGUGAGGACCUUUGCUAUAAAGUGGAUGUGCAUGGUUCCUGUAUAUGUUUAUAUAAAAUCUACAUAUACUACAUAUUUAACAAUCAGUUGCUAUAUUUCUAGAAAUAAGAAGCUAAACAGUAUUUCCUGUGGGUUAGUUAAGAAAAGCAUCCCUUUCCUUAGUUUCUUCUCAUUCUUAAGUACACAAAGCUUCAAGAUAGAUGCAUUGCUUGUCGAAAUGUUCAUGUCUUACUAACUGUACUGUUACCAUUUUUGCUAGGAUCUUUUGAUGAUGGAGCAAGUAAAAGACUUUGCUGCUAACGUGUACGAAGCUUUUAGUACCCCCCA